Molecule: messenger RNA, 1413 nt
Organism: Cydia amplana
Lineage: Eukaryota; Metazoa; Arthropoda; Insecta; Lepidoptera; Tortricidae
Gene: DESAT4
Product: acyl-CoA Delta-9 desaturase-like
Exons: 5
Coding region: 251-1309 (352 amino acids)
Biological process (GO): unsaturated fatty acid biosynthetic process
Cellular component (GO): endoplasmic reticulum membrane
Molecular function (GO): iron ion binding; stearoyl-CoA 9-desaturase activity
Source: RefSeq, a predicted model, not a curated record
CGAACCGUAAGCUCGGUUCACAGUCCAUACGAAACACGUGAAGUCGCCGGUAUUCCGGAUUGAUAACAGAAAUAAUUAUUGUUAAUCCUUAUCGAUGUUUGUAUAUAAAUAUUUUGAAGCUUACAGACAUCGCAUUUCAGUUUAAAGUGGUGCUUAACGUACAUGUUUCACUUGAAAGUUAAAGAAGUGAAUUAAGUGGACAGUUUGAUUUUAUUAAAAAUAUAAUAAGGUGAGUUGAGAAGUUGAGAAAAUGGCUCCGAACGUGACGGACGUGAACGGUGUGCUGUUCGAGAGUGACGCAGCGACCCCUGACCUUGCCCUUGCGAGUGCCCCGGUCCAGCAGGCGGACAACAGCCCGAGGAUCUACGUGUGGCGGAACAUCCUCCUCUUCGCAUACCUUCACAUUGCGGCGUUGUACGGCGGCUAUCUGUUUCUGGUGUCAGCGAAAUGGCAAACGGAUAUUUUUGCUUACCUCCUGUAUGCGGCAUCUGGGCUGGGCAUCACAGCGGGCGCCCACAGGCUCUGGGCCCACAAGUCCUACAAAGCCAAGUGGCCGCUGCGACUCAUCCUCGUCAUCUUCAACACCAUCGCAUUCCAGGACUCGGCGAUAGACUGGGCGCGCGACCACCGCAUGCACCACAAGUACUCGGAGACCGACGCCGACCCCCACAACGCGACCCGCGGCUUUUUCUUCUCCCACAUCGGGUGGCUGCUCGUUCGCAAGCACCCUGAACUCAAGCGCAAGGGCAAGGGGCUGGACCUUAGUGACCUGUAUGCUGAUCCCAUUCUGCGCUUCCAGAAGAAGUACUACCUCAUCCUGAUGCCUAUAGCCUGCUUCGUCCUGCCGACGGUCAUCCCGGUCUACCUCUGGAGCGAGACCUGGACCAACGCCUUCUUCGUGGCCGCGCUCUUCCGCUACGCUUUCAUCCUCAACGUCACCUGGCUCGUCAACUCCGCCGCCCACAAGUGGGGCGACAAACCCUACGACAAAUCCAUCAAACCUUCGGAAAACAUCUCCGUCUCUCUCUUCGCUUUCGGCGAAGGUUUCCACAACUACCACCACACUUUCCCCUGGGACUACAAAACGGCGGAACUCAGCAGCAACCGGCUUAAUUUCACAACGAAAUUCAUUAACUUCUUCGCGAAAAUCGGCUGGGCUUAUGACAUGAAAACGGUGUCUGAUGAGAUCAUCCAGAAGAGAGUCAACCGCACGGGAGACGGGUCCCACCAGCUAUGGGGUUGGGGCGAUAAGGACCACUCUAAAGAAGAGGUCAAUGCGGCUGUCAGAAUAAACCCUAAAGAUGAUUGAAUUAUAAGAUAUAGAGCUUCCUAUUACGGUCUGAUUUAACUUAAGUUUUUUAACUUGCAGACACUCGAGGUCUGUUUUUAAUUCCAUAAGACUUAAAUGUAAUU